CUUAUUUUGUAGUAAUUAAUAUUUAUAUUAUAUUGUUUUUAAAAAUGACAAAGAUUUCUGAACAUUCUCAUGUUUUAAACUUUGGAAAUAAGAUUAUUUUAGCUCCUAUGGUAAGAGUGGGAACUCUGCCUAUGCGGUUAUUAGCUCUAAAAUAUGGUGCUGAUAUUGUUUAUACAGAAGAACUGAUUGAUUGGAAGUUUUUGAAGUCAAUUCGAAGACAAAAUGAUGUAUUAGGAACAAUUGACUACCUUGAUCCAAGUGAUGGGACUAUUGUAUUCCGUACUUGCCCUGAAGAGAAGGAUAGAGUUGUGGUUCAACUGGGAACGAGUGAUGCAGAGAGAGCUUUAAAAGUAGCCAAGAUGAUAGAAAAUGAUGUAGCAGGCAUAGAUAUCAACAUGGGCUGUCCGAAAGAGUUUUCUCUCAAAGGUGGAAUGGGUGCUGCACUAAUGGCGCAACCAGAAAAAGCCAAACAUAUUCUCACAACACUUGUUCAAAAUGUAAGCAUUCCAAUAAGUUGUAAAAUAAGAGUUUUUGAGAACAUUGACGAUACUUUAAAGUUGGUAAAAGAUUUAGCUGGGACUGGAAUAUCUGCCAUAGCAGUUCAUGGAAGAACAAAAAUUGAAAGACCUCAGCAUCCUAACCGAAAUAAGACAAUAAGUAAAAUUGCAGAGGUUUUGGAUAUACCUGUGAUAGCAAAUGGGGGUUCUAGGGAAAUAGAAAACUACAAUGAUAUACUCAAAUUUAGAGAGGAAUGUGGUACUAGCAGUGUUAUGGUGGCAAGGACGGCACAGUACAACUGUUCCAUAUUUAGAAAAGAUGGUAUGAUAGCAAUGGAUGAGGUAAUAGUUGAGUAUUUAAAGAAUUGCAUUGAUUAUGACAAUUCUCCCAGUAAUACAAAAUAUUGUGUCCAAAAUAUGUUAAGGGAGUUACAGGAGACACCAAGAGGGAAGAAAUUUUUGGAGUGUCAAACAUUAGAACAAAUUUGUAAUAUUUGGAACUUAGGUGACUAUUGCAGACAAAAAUAUCUAGAUUACCAAUCUCAAGGAAUUUUUGGACGCAGAGAAAUUGCCCCAGAUACCUUGGAUCCACAACGAAAGAAACGAAAAACAGAAUUAGAUGAUGAAAAUGUAGAUGUUUGUUUAAAUUGUGCGUUUAUUAGAGUGAAUUAUACAGAAGAUCCUCAGUUGCCUAAAUCUAAAUUGAUAGCAUAUUGUGGGAAAAAUAAAUUCUCCAAUCCUAAGUACAAGGUGUACAAUGAGGACAAGUUAUUUAGAGCUGUAGUAUCUUUAAAUGAAAAGAAGUAUAGUUCAACAUAUUGGGAGAAAAAUAAAAAGUUUGCAGAACAAGGAGCUGCACUUGUAGCAUGUGUAGCCUUAGAAUUAAUCGAUAAAAAUCAGCUAAUAAAAGAUGGAAGUAUUUUAGAAUAAAUAAAUUGUGUUUUAUUUAUUUAAGUUUUAUAAUUGAACAGACAAACAAAAGACCAAAAUAGUGUCAAUCAGGAAUAAAACUCACCUUUAAAAUAAAUAUAACAAUUUUUAUUUACAUUUUAAAUACAUUUACAAAAACCUUAAAAUUAAUUUAAUACUUUUUUUGUUUGUUACUUUGCAUAACUUUUUCAUACAAAGUCCACGAAAUCGCCGCCACCAAUGUGCGCCUCAUCAGUCUAGGAACAAUACCUUGAAAAUACCCUAAGAAGCCAUGUUUAACAUAAACAUGAAUCAUCACAGACCGUAAACUGUUGAAUUUUUCUGGAUGCAGCUGCAACUGUGUCUUAAAAACAUCAGGUGGCUGGGUAACUAGUGAUGCCAAUGUGCUGGAUAUCACAGCGCAAGCAAAAUUAACAGGUGAUGUGUAUGUGGAAUAAAUAUCU
Messenger RNA from Diabrotica balteata, 1870 nucleotides. The record is from the annotation of a GenBank genome assembly. NCBI's taxonomy places the organism in Eukaryota, Metazoa, Arthropoda, Insecta, Coleoptera, Chrysomelidae.